This is a messenger RNA of Mytilus trossulus (common blue mussel), 1268 nucleotides long. RefSeq lists its product as uncharacterized. Gene Ontology annotation, molecular function: nucleic acid binding. NCBI's taxonomy places the organism in Eukaryota, Metazoa, Mollusca, Bivalvia, Mytilida, Mytilidae. The record is from RefSeq and is a predicted model, not a curated record. Bases 153 to 1178 code for a protein of 341 amino acids. Gene Ontology annotation, biological process: DNA integration. The transcript has 2 exons.
CCAAAAUAAAGAAACAAUAUAUUUUUUUUAAGGCAGGUGCUCCAAAGUUCAUUAUCCCAAAGGAAAUUUUGAACAACCUUUUGGAGGAUGGAUUUCUCAUUUCUGACAUAGCUAACCUGUUAUCAGUAUCGGAAAGAACAAUAUAUAGAAGGAUGGACGAAUAUGGAUUAAAAAAAGAGUAUUUCACAGACAUCGAAGAUGGCGCUUUAGAAGACUUAAUUACAAAUGUAAUUACCGAGUUCCCUUUUUGUGGAGAAACCUUACUAAGACAAAUUCUGGUUCAAAAAAAUGUAAAGGUACAAAGAUCAAGACUUCGGGAAAUUCUACAUCAUGUUGAUGACAAUGGAAUACAAGACAGGCGUGCAGGAAGGCUGAAAAGAAGAGUUUACAAUGUGCAGGGUGUUAAUCACCUUUGGCACAUUGACACUAACCAUAAACUCGUACGAUGGAAUUUCAUCAUAGCUGGAGGAAUUGAUGGCUUUAGCAGAUUUAUCACUUUUUUAAAAUGUAUUGAUAACAACAAAGCAGAAACGGUUGCAAGUUGUUUUCUUGAAGGAGUAAAUGAAUUUGGGCUUCCACUUAGAGUAAGGUCUGAUAAAGGUAUGGAAAAUAGUAAAGUUGCCGAUUUUAUGAUUGAAAGGCGAGGAGCAAAUCGUGGAAGCAUGAUUGUUGGUAAAAGUGUACACAACCAACGCAUAGAGAGACUAUGGCGUGAUGUCUUUGAUGGUGUUCUUGCAUACUAUUAUGUGUUAUUUUACUUCAUGGAAGAUGAAGGGUUGUUAGACCCUCUGGAUGAAAUUCAUAUGUUUUCACUGCAUCAUGUAUUUAUGCCAAAAAUAAAUGAAAAACUGUGUAUCUGGAGGGAAGCAUGGGCACGCCAUAGAUUGCGCACUGCAAAAUCAUCUCCUAUACGCUUAUGGUUAGCUGGACAAAUGAAUAACCCAAUAGGAACACAGAAUGACCUAGCGGUUGAAGACGAAGAAUUUUAUGGAGUAGAAGGAGCUCUUUUUGAUGAAGAAAAUCCAAGACCCAUCUAUCAUAGUCUGACAUUCACACCCUCUCAUGAGUGCAAAACUGAAUUACAUGAACAGUGUCCUUCAGGAUGGACAUCAACUGCUUAUGGAAUGGAUGUUUUCUUGAAAGCACUUGAAAUUAUUCAUUCAUUUCAUGAACUAUAAUUUCUUCAGUAUUUGCAUGCAUCUGACUAUGCAAGCUUUUCAGAGAUUCUGUCAUGGACAAACAUGUACAUGUAUUCAUCUCGCUAGUCA